AUGUGGGACUGGAAGACUCUCCCUUCUCUUACUGGAAAAGUUGCUUUGGUCACGGGAGCCAAUGCUCCCGAGAGCGUUGGAUGGCAUGUUGCCUAUCAACUCGCCCUUCUCAACGCCAAAGUCUUCGUAGGGGCCCGAAACCUCGUUAAAGCCGAAUCCGGUAUCCAAAAGAUGCUGGAAAUCUUACCUAACGUUAACGCAUCUAAUCUAUCUCCCUUCGUUGCUGAUCUCGGGAACUUCAAAGAAGUAGAAAAGGCCGCCAAAGCUUUCAUCGCUCAAGAAGAAAGACUAGAUAUCCUAAUCAACAACGCAGCAGCCCUCUCGAGGCCGAACGACAAAGAUGAAAACGGAAUCAGUAUAAGCUUCGGAACAAAUCACCUGGGGCCAUUCCUUCUAACAAAAACCCUGCUCCCUUUAAUGAUCGAAACAAGUCAACAGCCUAGGUCAGAUGUUCGAAUCAUAAACUUGACUUCGACUUCUCACUACGAGGUCCCACCCACGGCCCGCUACCGCAAUCUCACUGAUUUCAACCAAGACUUUGGAAAUCCUGAUUCUCGCGAAACAAAUCACAUACGCUACGGCUACUCCAAAUUAGCCAAUAUUCUCUUUACAAAGGAACUUCAAAGACGGUUGGAUAAUAUAGAAGUGCCUAUUUUGACAAUAAGUGUAAAUCCAGGGGGAGUAGGGACGGCUGGAGCGGCGAAGUCGAUAGGUGGGAAUGCGGAGGAGAAGUUCAAGAAGGCGGGGGCUUUGACGCCGUUCCAGGGUGCGAUAACACCGCUUUUUGCGGCAGUGCAUUCAGAGCCUAGAGAAGACAUUGAGAGUUUCAAGGGGGCGUUUUUAUUACCUUGGGGUGGGUUGAAGGAGCCAAGUGAGUUAGCCCAGGAUGAGGUUUUAGCAAAAGAACUUUGGGAGACGAGUGAGAAGGUUUUGGAAAAGGUGUUAGUAGGUUAG
This is a messenger RNA of Bipolaris victoriae FI3, 954 nucleotides long. RefSeq lists its product as hypothetical. Bases 1 to 954 code for a protein of 317 amino acids. NCBI's taxonomy places the organism in Eukaryota, Fungi, Ascomycota, Dothideomycetes, Pleosporales, Pleosporaceae. The record is from RefSeq and is a predicted model, not a curated record. The transcript has a single exon.